This is a messenger RNA of Tupaia belangeri chinensis (Chinese tree shrew), 1522 nucleotides long. It is a transcript of the gene HMBS, whose product is annotated as hydroxymethylbilane synthase. Gene Ontology annotation, cellular component: cytoplasm. NCBI's taxonomy places the organism in Eukaryota, Metazoa, Chordata, Mammalia, Scandentia, Tupaiidae. Gene Ontology annotation, biological process: heme biosynthetic process. Gene Ontology annotation, molecular function: hydroxymethylbilane synthase activity. The transcript is spliced from 13 exons. The record is from RefSeq and is a predicted model, not a curated record.
CCCUCCGAAGGAGGGCUCCGGAAGUGACGCUAGACCCUCUGCAGAUCCCUGAGUCUGAAGCUGGAGGACGAGCUCAAAGCCCUAAGUGGCUCCGGCCCCGCCGGCCGGAGCCUCAGGCUCCCGGGGCCUGCGGGGGACCUCGGCAGCGCCCCCGGCCUCGCCCCCGAGCGCAGCCAUGUCUGGUAACGGCAAAGCAGCCCCAGCCGCGGAAGAAAACAGUCCAAAGAUGAGAGUGAUUCGAGUGGGUACUCGUAAGAGCCAGCUGGCUCGCAUACAGACGGACAGCGUGGUGGCAACGCUGAAAACCUUGUAUCCUGGCCUGCAGUUUGAAAUCAUUGCCAUGUCCACUACAGGGGACCGGAUUCUUGAUACUGCACUCUCUAAGAUCGGAGAGAAGAGCCUGUUUACCAAGGAGCUAGAGCACGCCUUGGAGAGGAAUGAAGUGGAUCUGGUUGUUCACUCCCUAAAGGACCUGCCCACCGUGCUUCCUCCUGGCUUCACCAUUGGUGCCAUCUGCAAGAGGGAGAACCCUUAUGAUGCUGUUGUUUUUCACCCAAAAUUUGUUGGGAAGACCUUAGAAACCUUGCCAGAGAGGAGCGUGGUGGGAACUAGCUCCCUGCGGAGAGCGGCUCAGCUGCAGAGAAAGUUCCCACAUCUGGAGUUCAAGAGUAUUCGUGGAAACCUCAACACCCGACUUCGGAAGCUGGACGAACAGCAGGAGUUCAGCGCCAUCAUCCUGGCCACAGCCGGCCUGCAGCGCAUGGGCUGGCAGAACCGAGUGGGGCAGAUCUUGCGCCCUGAGGAGUGCAUGUAUGCUGUGGGCCAGGGGGCCCUGGGCGUCGAAGUCCGAGCUAAAGACCAGGACAUCUUGGAUCUGGUGGGUGUGUUGCAUGAUCCUGAGACUCUGCUUCGCUGCAUCGCUGAAAGGGCCUUCCUGAGACACCUGGAAGGAGGCUGCAGUGUGCCAGUAGCAGUCCAUACAGCUAUGAAGGAUGGGCAAGCAACUGUUUUAGGUGGGGGUGGGGGGUGGGGCAGUAAAUAAGACUUAGAAUCGUGCCUUCUCAACAAAUCCCACCUCUCUCUCAUCCAGCAAGAGGAUGGCCCCGAGGACGAUCCACAGCUGGUAGGCAUCACUGCCCGAAACAUUCCACGAGGAGCCCAGUUGGCUGCUGAGAACCUGGGCAUCACCCUAGCCAAUUUGUUGUUGAACAAAGGAGCCAAGAACAUUCUGGAUGUCGCACGGCAGCUUAAUGAUGCCCGCUAAGUGGUCUGUGGGACACGAGUGCCUAGAUGGCUGCUGUCCAGUGCCUUCAUCCCUGCCCUCAGUACUAACUGGGGAGUGAUUAUCCCAGAAGAUCGAACUGCAGGAUCUGAAACUUCCAGGGACUUGCUUCACCCUUGAGGCCUUAGUGACUACCUUGCUUCCUCAGUAGGUGGGGGCUUCAUCUUUUUAGAGAAAAAGUCCCAGGUCACAACCUUUGGAUGUGACCAGCUGUAUAAUAAACCAAUUCUGAAGGUGUUA